UCUAAAUCAUAUUCACAACCACUCUUCUUCUCUUAAUUAAGCUCUAAUAGCAACUUAGCUAGUACAAGAAUAAUUUAAUUAAGAUGGCUUCCAAAACUUGUUCCUCCCUUGCUAUUUUCCUCACAAUCAACCUCCUCUUUUUUUCACUUGUUUCAGCUUGUGGUUCCUAUUCAUGCAACCCUACUCCAAACCCAACCCCAAAACCAAAGCCAAGGCCAAACCCAAACCCUAACCCUAACCCAACCCCUUCAAGUGGCACAUGCCCACGUGAUGCUCUCAAACUUGGUGUAUGUGCCAAUGUCCUAAGUGGGUUGUUGAAUUUAACUUUGGGUAAACCACCAGUAACCCCUUGUUGCUCACUCCUAAAUGGCCUUGUUGAUCUCGAGGCUGCAGCAUGCCUUUGCACUGCCCUUAAAGCUAACAUUUUGGGCAUUAAUCUCAACCUUCCAAUUUCACUAAGCUUGCUUCUCAAUGUUUGCUCAAGGAAAGUCCCACAUGAUUUUCAAUGUGCUUAAAUGUGCAUAUGGCGUACACACAAAAAAUAAUAUCAUAUCAAUGUAUGGUUGUGCUAUUUGUCGUUUUUUGUUGGUUUUUUUAAUUCCUUUGAUGAGUGUUUGAUUCUUGUACGUGCAUGGAUGGUUAUUAACGGCUCGUUAUAUAAUCUUUCCAUCCAAAAUUUAUUUUGUCUUGUAAGAAUAUUACAAAAAAUAAAAUCUCUAUGCUUGCUUAUAUAUGUAUAUCGCAAGAAAUCUAAUAUUGUGAAGUGGUGUGAUUUAUUUGAUUGACAAAUUAAUUAUAAAAUAUUUGUGUGUUAUAUA
This is a messenger RNA of Medicago truncatula (barrel medic), 818 nucleotides long. Its product is annotated as 14 kDa proline-rich protein DC2.15. The transcript has a single exon. Lineage: Eukaryota; Viridiplantae; Streptophyta; Magnoliopsida; Fabales; Fabaceae. The record is from RefSeq and is a predicted model, not a curated record. Bases 84 to 515 code for a protein of 143 amino acids.